Molecule: messenger RNA, 1762 nt
Organism: Pseudocercospora fijiensis CIRAD86
Lineage: Eukaryota; Fungi; Ascomycota; Dothideomycetes; Mycosphaerellales; Mycosphaerellaceae
Product: dehydrogenase kinase
Exons: 1
Coding region: 285-1706 (473 amino acids)
Biological process (GO): regulation of glucose metabolic process; protein phosphorylation
Cellular component (GO): mitochondrion
Molecular function (GO): pyruvate dehydrogenase (acetyl-transferring) kinase activity
Source: RefSeq, a predicted model, not a curated record
GUUCGAGAGUCGUCCUGUCACUCCUGUGCAUGGUAUCAGUAGUCGUCAACAGACUCCCAGCCGAUGCCAUGCUUCUCCAGCCGUUCACAGUGAAGAGAGGCCUCGUUCUAUUCUCGUUCUGCAGCACACAUGGCAGAACCCUGUGCCACUUCGAGGGCCCAGAGCCUCCAAACACGCUUGACUCACUCAUCGACAUAGCAACUGCGCCAUCGCCGUCGAGUCUCACGUACGCGUAGCCACCACCACGCCUACACAUCAAUGCUUCAACGGUAACACUCGAGAUUAUGCUCAGCCGAAGUGCUGUAGCAAUUCCCACCCGGAGCAGCACCACCAAUAAUGCCGUCAGCCGCAUUCGCCGCGCGUGCCCAACAGGCACGCGACACAUCCAGACAGCCACGGUAACGGAUCGAGACAUCGCCAGACUGGCCGCAAAGCCUUUGCACCCCCUCACCCUCGCCGACUUGUGCAAACAUGGCCGACCACCGCUUAGCGAAGACGCGCUGCUCAACAGUGCAAACUUCACCCUCGAUAUCCUGCCUUCUCGCCUGGCACACCGCAUACAAAGCUUGAGGUCUCUGCCAUACAUCGUCAUCGCCAAUCCGCAUGUAUCCAAGAUACACAGCAAUUACGUGCAUUCCUUGUCGACUUUAUUGCCCUACGCAGAAAGGAGGAUCGAGAGCAUAGAUGAUGAAAUCACUUUCACCGAGGUCAUGGCAGACCUGGUCCAGACUCACCACAAUACCAUUGCUAUUCUGGCAAGAGGCUUUCUCGAGGCCAGGAAGUAUAUUGGCAAGACGGACAUCACGCGUUUCCUGGACGAGCAUUUGCGCGCCCGCAUCGGCACACGUCUGAUCGCAGAACAACACAUCGCCUUGCACUUCAGCAGCCAGCCGCAUGCCGAGCUUUCGUCUGAGCCCGCGCCAGAUUUCAGCGAUUCAUCUUAUAUUGGCCUCAUUGAUACUGCUAUGAAGCCGGCAGACAUUGUUCGCUCGUGCGAGCACACUGUGGGAGAAAUCUGUGAGCUCAAGUACGGCGUCCGGCCAUCGGUCAACAUCAUUGGAAGCCCUGAGACCGCCAUUGCACACAUUCCCAUGCACGUUGAGUAUAUCUUGACAGAGUUGCUCAAAAAUAGCUUCAGAGCCACGAUUGAGGCCAACACUGAGAAGGAGCCCAUCGAGGUUACCAUCGCCCCAGCUCCAGCUCCAGCAUCCGAGCAUCAGACUGCGCAUGCAAAAUCAAAGACGCACACAGAGAUUAGCGAAGUCAAAAGCAUGCCUGGCGGUGUGAUCAGCAACUACCAUCAGGGCAGUGUGGAUCACGCUUCGGGCUCAAAUGGUCCUGAAAGUGCUCAUUCGGCAAACAUCCGACCGCUCGACAAUGCGACUCCUGGCGUAACAAUCAGAAUUCGCGAUCGUGGUGGUGGCAUCAGUCCUGAGAACGAAGCAAAGCUGUGGGAAUAUGGCUUUACGACAUUCAACGAGGAUGAAAUCAUGAACAAGGUGAGCGGAGGCUCAGCAGGGAUGGAUGCGCUCGACACGAUCAGUGGCGGUGCAGCCGGCGGAAGCAGUCUGGCUGGUCUUGGCUAUGGACUGCCGCUCGGUCGAGCGUACGCUGAAUACUUUGGUGGUGGCAUAGCAGUACAGAGUCUGUGGGGAUGGGGAACAGAUGUCUACCUGUCUCUUAGAGGUGUGGGCAAAAUCAAAUGAACUUGAACACGCGACGGAGGGUCAUAUAGCAGGAACAAACAGAUAUUCAGGGCCUC